Molecule: messenger RNA, 3739 nt
Organism: Ornithodoros turicata
Lineage: Eukaryota; Metazoa; Arthropoda; Arachnida; Ixodida; Argasidae
Gene: dlg1
Product: disks large 1 tumor suppressor protein-like
Exons: 25
Coding region: 201-2798 (865 amino acids)
Biological process (GO): embryo development; cell-cell adhesion; receptor clustering
Cellular component (GO): neuromuscular junction; postsynaptic density membrane; basolateral plasma membrane
Molecular function (GO): kinase binding
Source: RefSeq, a predicted model, not a curated record
CCAUAUUGGUUUCUAGUACCGCCGGAUAGCGCUUCUCUUUCUACGGAACCGGGAGACGGCAAAUUGUUGGCGAGCUGUGACUGCCGUUGCCAGAUUACUUCACCUGGAUACGCUGCCUUCGUGUUGUUAGCAGGGUGACAAGCAUCGUUCGAAUGUGCCCCGCUGAACACCGACGCUAGACCGUGGCUUUGACAACGGCCAUGCCAGUUCGUAAACAAGGUGAAGCACAUCGGGCUUUGGAGCUGCUCGAAGAGUAUCACAGCCGGUUAAACAAGCCUCAGGACAAGCAGCUACGUUCGGCCAUUGAGCGAGUGAUUCGCAUAUUCAAGAGUCGUCUGUUCCAAGCGUUGCUAGAUAUUCAAGAAUUCUACGAGAUCACCCUCCUGGAUGACAGCAAGAGCAUUCAGCAGAAGACGGCGGAAACGCUCCAGAUUGCGUGCAAGUGGGAGAACAGUCCUCCAAUCACGGGCUCCUUUCAGCAUUGCGAGAAGUACCGCUACCCGGAAGAGGAGGAAGACUCGCCGAGGAAGGGUAGCCGGCGCGGAAUCCCUCUGGACUCUGUACUGCUUGCCAAGAAGCUCGAAUAUUUUGAGGCGCAGACCCCACUGCUGGGCGGAGGCGGCGGCGGCGUUGGCGGCGACCAUCACUACCAAGCAAAUGGGGAAGACGGAUGGGAGUUCCAAGAGAUCACACUGGAACGAUCAUUUCAGGGAGGGGCAGGGCUGGGCUUCAGCAUUGCUGGCGGAACAGACAACCCUCACAUUGGGGAAGACCCCAGCAUCUUCAUCACCAAGCUCAUUCCAGGAGGAGCAGCCGCUGCCGAUGGAAGGCUACAGGUGAACGACGUCAUUCUUCGAGUGAACGAUGCCGACCUGAUUGACGUACCACAUUCCGUAGCGGUUGAUGCAUUGAAGAGGGCGGGAAAUGCGGUCAACCUGUUGGUGAAGCGGCGCCACUUUCCACUGCACACUCAAGUGGUGGAGAUGGAACUUCUUAAGGGAAACAAAGGCUUGGGCUUCAGCAUUGCUGGAGGAAUCGGCAACCAGCACGUGCCGGGAGAUGAUGGCAUCUACGUCACCAAGGUUAUGGAAGGUGGCGCAGCACAUCUCGACCGGCGCCUCGAAGUUGGAGACAAGCUCAUAGCGGUAGGGGACACAAACCUAGAGAACGUGACGCAUGAAGAGGCAGUGGCCACACUCAAGAACACGGGUGAUCAUGUUGUGCUCACUGUGGUGAAGAGCCAACCGUUCUCGAACCACUCUCUGCCGCCUCCGCCUCCGCCUCCUGUCCAAGAAGCACUAAAUAUCUCACUAGGGGAAUACCAUAGCGAUACCAAUUUAAGUACUUCCAAAGCGCCGAGCGAUGAAGACAUCACCAGGGAAGCACGCAAGGUUGUUCUCAGCAAAGGGCCUACGGGACUAGGUUUCAACAUUGUGGGUGGCGAAGACGGCGAGGGUAUCUUCAUCUCUUUCAUACUGGCGGGGGGGCCGGCGGACGCCAGCGGGGAACUCAAGCGAGGAGACCAAAUAGUUUCUGUGAACGGGGUGGACCUCCGACACGCGACCCACGAGCAAGCAGCCGCCGCCCUCAAGGGGGCGGGUCACACGGUCACCAUGGUUGUACAGUACAGACCUCAGGAGUACAACAGGUUUGAAGCCAAAAUUCAUGACCUGAGGGAACAGAUGUUGAACACGACGGGUAGCUUGCGGACGUCACAGAAGCGUUCUCUCUACGUGAGGGCGCUUUUUGAGUACGAGCCGGGGAGGGACAGUGGCCUUCCCAGUCGGGGUCUUCCUUUCCACUUUGGCGACAUUCUGCACGUGAUCAAUGCAAGCGACGAUGAAUGGUGGCAGGCACGUAAGAUUCUUCCGGACGGCCAGGAGGACUUCCUCGGCAUUAUCCCCAGCAAGAGGAGGGUGGAAAGGAGAGAGAGGGCGCGGCUAAAGUCAGUCAAGUUUCAAGGAAAGAGCAGCUAUAGUGAUGGAAAGAGCACGUUAGAACGCAAAAAGAAGAACUUUUCCUUCUCCAGAAAGUUUCCUUUCAUGAAGAGCAAAGACAACAGUACAGAAGAUGGCGGAGGCAGCGACAUUGAAAGAGACGGAUCUCCGACCAAGGAUACAGCAAACACGUCCUAUGCGAGUGAUAGCGAAGCCAGCAGCACGAGAGGUGUGGACGAUCCUGUACUUUCCUACGAAGCAGUUGUCCAACAAGAGGUUUCGUACAGUAGGCCCAUCAUCAUCCUUGGUCCCUUGAAGGACAGAAUCAACGACGACCUCAUUUCGGAGUACCCGGAAAAAUUUGGCUCUUGUGUGCCACACACAACGAGGCCAAAGCGGGACUACGAGGUGGACGGUAGAGACUACCAUUUUGUUGCCUCAAGGGAACAGAUGGAGAGGGACAUUCAGAACCACCUCUUUAUCGAGGCGGGACAGUACAAUGACAACCUCUAUGGAACCAGUGUGGCAUCAGUCAGGGAAGUGGCCGAGAAGGGCAAGCACUGUAUCUUGGAUGUCAGCGGGAAUGCCAUAAAGCGGCUGCAGGUCGCCGGACUGGAACCAAUCGCUAUUUUCAUUAAGCCCAAGUCGGUGGAGUCCAUCAUGGAAAUGAACAAGAGGAUAACGGAAGAGCAGGCAAGGAAAACGUUCGAGAGGGCCGCCAAGCUAGAACAGGAAUUUGCGGAAUACUUCACAGGAGUCAUCCAGGGUGACACGCCGGAAGAGAUCUACAGCAAAGUGAAGGACGUAAUUGACGACAACGCUGGCCCCAACAUUUGGGUUGCCGCCAAGGAAAAGCUCUGAGGGAUUCCUGUGCACAGAACUGUUGCUCACACACCCUUUUUAGUUGUACAUAAUGUGCGUGCCUGGUGCAGUGAACUGCGGUUUUUUACCCCCUGGUGUUAAACAGGAAUUCGACGAGUAUCUCUUCACUUAAAAGGAUACGUUGCAACCACAAAAAAAUGCCCCACAUCGACAGCCACGGGAAGAAGCUGCACUUUUUUGCGGACUUUCAUCAUCACAACAAAGCACUACAGAAGAAAGGCCUACACACACGUACCAUGAAAUGCCUUCCUAUUUUUUUGGAUCCGAAUGUCGAGAGUAGCAAAGCAACCGAGAAUUGGACUGUCGGAGAAGCGAAAAGUUAAGUUUCUAAUUGAUCUUGUGGGGUACAGCUUGGUAUAGCCCUAGUUGUCUGUACAGUUUGGGUACCAUCGUUAAUUAUAUAUGUAGAUCUCUCUUUGUGCAGUGAGCAACUCCUAGUGCAACAAACUACAUCAUCAGUUUGUAUGUACAGUCAAAAAAUACCUUAUCCUGUCACAUCUUACGCAUCUAACAUUGUGCUGCAUUGCACGUAUGUGUAGGCCUUACAGCAAAGACUUGCUCUGUGGGCAAACCCAGGCAACAGAGACAGUCCCUGGCAAAAAUUGCAGGUGGCAUCUAGAAUGAAACGUAGGUUUUAUUGCUAAAGGUGCUAGCCCAUUCAAGGUGGAAUGUUGUCGGGGGACGAAAUUAAAACAGGCAUCUUUCCUAAUUAAGUGCCACAUUUUUGUUUUUUAUAGUAUUACGAUAGUUUCUUAGGUUUCUGGACACCGCACAUCCGUUCGUACACAUUGCACAUUUUCUUCAAAGUUACCACGCAGAAGUGUGCCCCCCCUCCCCACCCCCCUGGAGAAGAUCUGAGAUUUAUAUAAAUUAUAUAUGUAUGUAUGCAUACAAAAUAAAUUUAUGGACAUUACUGGUUA